Cydia fagiglandana is the source of this 800-nucleotide messenger RNA. RefSeq lists its product as uncharacterized. Lineage: Eukaryota; Metazoa; Arthropoda; Insecta; Lepidoptera; Tortricidae. The record is from RefSeq and is a predicted model, not a curated record. The transcript has 7 exons. Bases 34 to 786 code for a protein of 250 amino acids.
UUUUAGUGUUAAACGUUUUCGUGAACUGACAAGAUGCGUGUAUUAGUGCUGUUCAUGUGCGCCUGGGCAUGCCAGGGGAGGGAGUUCGUGGAUAAAAUGGACCGUUACCUCAUCGCCUGCCACACCACCGACUUCACAUGCUUCAAACGCCAAUACACGGCGCUCAGAGACAACGUCAUUUUGGGCAAUGUGAAACUGGCCAUCGACAAUUUUGAGCCCUUCUCCGUACAAUACGGGUCGGACUGCGUCAGGAUUGAAGGAUGGACUGAGAGCGAACUUAUUGGGAUUGGAAUGGACGGCAGCAGCAAGGAGCUGACCCUGGCUUUGGAACUGCCCGUGUAUAUGAAACAAGUGAAGAACGUCACGAACUGCUCGAAGCCCGCGCUAGAAUUUACAAACAAUGAUCAGUACUCACACACUCUCAUGGAGUUUAAUGGUAAUGCGACGAUAUCGGUAACGUUCCCCUUCACUCUGCUCAAGAAGAAAGGCGACAUUUACCUCGUGUUAGACCAGGAACAAGUGGACGCUCUCGUGGACAUCCCUAGACCAUGGUCACUAACUUGUUCUUCUUUAGAUCCCGAGGCUGCAGAAUUGAACCAGGCUUCUGACUGGGCGUACGACAUCGUGCAACACGUCGAGGCCGCCAAGGACUUCGCUGUACCCUUCACCGGCAGACUCCGUACCGCAUUUCAAAGAAUACCUCUUAAAAGACUGAUGUUGCUGUACCCAGAAGAAGAUUAUUCAGAUCUGCAGUUCGCAUUCAUAGACCCAAUCGUUCUUCUUUAAAAAUAAGGUUUAAA